Messenger RNA from Penaeus vannamei (Pacific white shrimp), 3428 nucleotides. The record is from RefSeq and is a predicted model, not a curated record. Lineage: Eukaryota; Metazoa; Arthropoda; Malacostraca; Decapoda; Penaeidae.
AUGAUUGAAGUGUGUUGGUUGGCUAGCCUGCCUGAUGUAAACACUGCAUGGCGGCUCUUCCUUCGAGCACGUGAAAUGGGUAUCGUGGAGAGAAAGCAGAGAGUCUUUUAUAAGAAGACCAAGAGAGAAAUAUUAUCAAUAUGGACUAUAGCGGUUGUUAGAGAACACUAUCUUCGAGAUGAUGUUUGGUGUGCCUUGAUGGAUGUGGCAUGUGUGAAGGGGAAUUACCGGCCUCUGGAUUCUCUAACAACUAGUGAUAGCACUUUGGUGCAAAAACCACAUCACAUUAUCAUAGACACCAAUGUUGCACUCCAUCAGAUUGAUGUUUUGUGUCAUGAUGACAUAACAAAUGUGAUCAUUCCACAAACAGUGCUGCAGGAGGUGCGACACAGAUUUGCGGUGUACAAGAAACUACGGGAUCUGAUUGAGGAAUCUAAAAAAAAAUUCUUUGUCUUUUCAAAUGAACAUCAUGGUGAGUGCUACAUUGAGCGUGGUGAAAAGGAGUCAGCUAAUGAUCGAAAUGACCGUGCAAUCCGAAUCACAGCCUGGUGGUAUAAGCAACACUUUCGCACAACCAACCAGAACAUUAUCCUUAUCACCAAUGACAUGGCGAACCGUGAUAAAACAAGGGAGAUGGACGUGGAAUCUUACACGAUGUACGAGUAUGUCUCCAGUCUCCAGAGUUCACCUGGUUUGUUAGACUUGGUGGCCAAUAUCGAGGAGGAGAAUGAAGAAGAAGAAGGCAUGAAGAAAUACCUCUACAGUCCGCACAUGAGCCUGGAGCAGAUGCGGCUAGAGAUUAAGAGUGGCCGUUUGCGUCAAGUGUGUGCUGAAAACAUCACGGCACAACUACCUGGAAGCCAAUGUCAUGGUGGAAGGCUUGGAGAAGUCUGUCCUGAUUCAAGGACGGCAAUAUUUCCCAAAGAGCAGUGGUCUUCUCCCUCAAAUGUUGUCAUUGACCAAGAGAAGCAGGAAGAGGAGAAGAAUCGUAAGAUAUUGAAUGGUGUUGCAGAUAGAAAUGUACAAAUAGAGCAAGGGGACGGCGAACGGCAACCAACUGGAUGUGUGGUGGGAAUCAUCAGGCGCAAAUGGCGGCAGUAUUGCGGCAUUUUGAAGAAAAGUGACUUUGCAGAAUCCACACGCCACUUGUUCAUCCCAGCAGAUAAGAAAAUCCCAUUCAUCCGCAUUGAAACGAGGCAGGCAGAAAUGCUGCAGAACAAAAGGAUUAUUGUAGCCAUAGAUUCUUGGCCAAGAGAUUCCCGUAACCCUAAGGGUCACUUUGUCCGCGUAAUAGGAAUCAUUGGGGAAACCGAGUCAGAGAACGAGGUCAUCUUACUGGAGCACGACUGUCCACACACUAAGUUCUCAGAGGCAGUUCUCAACUGUCUCCCAAAGCUACCAUGGUUAAUUACAGAAAAAGAUGAACUCGAGCGAGAGGACUUACGACACCUCGACAUCUGUUCUGUUGAUCCUAUAGGCUGCACUGAUAUUGAUGACGCUCUACACUGCCGUGAACUCCCAAAUGGAAACUUUGAGGUUGGUGUCCACAUUGCUGAUGUAUCUCAUUUCAUCCGGCCACACACUGCAUUGGAUAAGGAGGCUCAGAACCGCAGCACAACUGUGUACUUGACUAACCGUCGUAUCGACAUGGUUCCUGAUCUUUUGAGUAGUAACCUGUGCUCACUUCGAGGCAAUGUUGACAGAUUUGCCUUCUCUGUCCUGUGGGAAAUAACACCCAAAGCAGAGGUUUUAUCGUCGAGAUUCCGGAAAACAAUCAUCCAGUCAAGAGCUGAGAUGAGUUACCAACAGGCCCAGCAGCGCAUUGAUGACCCCAAUAUGACAGACAGCUUAACGCAGUCCCUUAGAAAUUUGAAUAUGCUUGCCAAACAGCUCAAGAGCAGGAGAAUCAAUGAUGGUGCCCUGGUGUUGGCCAGUAUGGAAGUGAAAUUCCACAUUGAUCCAGACACAGACACGGUUGUUGAUAUUGUGGCCAAGCAGCACCUGGAGACCAUGAGCAUGGUGGAGGAGUUCAUGUUGUUAGCUAAUGUAACAUCGGCAGAAACUACACUCAAGCACUUCCCAGACUGUGCUCUGUUACGUCGUCACCCUGCACCACCACAUUCAAAUUUCGAACCCCUUCUGUUAGCAGCAAAGAGUCAGGAUAUCGAAUUGGAUGUCUCGUCCAACAAGGCCCUCGCCAAUAGCCUCGACAACGCCACCCGCGACAACAACCCAUUCUUUAACAGUAUGCUGAGAAUUAUGACAACACGCUGCAUGAUGCAAGCUGUGUACUUCUGUUCUGGAACACUUGAGCCGGGAGAGUUUUACCAUUACGGUUUGGCCACACCCACAUACACCCAUUUCACCUCACCCAUCAGAAGAUAUGCUGAUAUCAUAGUGCACAGGCUUCUGGCAGUAAUUAUUGAGGCAGACAAGACUUAUCCAGAGUUGUUAGAGUCCAAGAAGCUAGCUGAACUGAGUCAGCACAUCAACUACAGACACAAAAUGGCUCAGUAUGCUGGUAGAGAGUCAUCAGUCAUUACGGCAAUAGCAUCACUCAAAGGCAAGGUGUCAGAAUUUGAAUCCUAUGUGUUGUUCCUACACAAGAAUGCCAUUCAAGUACUUGUGCCAUCAAUUGGUCAGCAGCUGACACUGUACCUGGACAGUAAGAAGAAGCCAGAGAAGGAUGAUAAGAAGGAUGACAAAAAGAAGGGAGGCAAAAGAGCCGAGACUAUGGAGGUUGAUGAUGAUGUUCCUGCACCUGAGUUUGAAUUCAAUGAACAGGAACUUUACAUCAAGUGCGGGCCAGUAGUAAUUCGUCCCUUUGACCAACUCUUCAUACAAGUUACCGUUGAUUCCUCUGACGUCCAGCAUCAACGUGUGGUGAGCAAGCUGAUACAUCCUGUGAUUCCUGGGUUCUCCGUCCCGUCCACAAAGAAGGAUGAAGAGGUCCCUAAAGUCAAUCUGAUUAAAAAAAGGAAAACAUAGACUCUACACUUUGUUGAAAUAUUGUAGAGCAAGGAAGCUUACAUUUCUUUUAUUAUAAUUAUUUUUUUCAUGGAUUUUUUUCUUUCUUUUAUGAUAUAAUUGUUGUUUUCUUUUUUCUCUCUUUAUCUCUCAUCUUAUGACAAGUACAAACACUAUCUGAUAUGUUUGAAAUAGACUAUUAUAUAAGAAAAAAUUCUUUCUCUUAUUUUAAUGUUUUUUUCAUCACAUAGACCUUUUAUUAUUGUCAUUAUUAUUAUUAUUGUUAUCAUGAAUAUUGUUUAUUCCCCGCGUUAUUGUUUCCAGUAAUACACACAUACAUUCACUCUGCUGUUUUCUCUCUUUUUUCCUCCAUUUGUACAAUGCUGCUCAAAAAGGAAGCAUAUUUAUAUAUUGUAAGUAAUUCCAAUAGAUCAGUUUUCUAAUAUAAGGAUUUUUACUGA